UAGACUUGCAAAGUUGGGAAACGGGAAGAAAACAGGAAACCAGUUUCCGUGGAAGCAACGACCAGAGACUUAGUUCCCGCAUUAUACCGUAGCUUCCAGCACCGUCUAGAUAGACUCAAUUAAAGAAACUACGCGUUCUUCAACGCUAACUAAUCUCCCUAUAAAUCUUAAUUCCUUUCUUCUGCUCAAUAACAAACCCAAACUCUGUACUCAGUUUCUUUCUCAUCAAAGAUAUAUUUUCUAUAAGUUUUCCGUCUUGAUCCAAGAGCCAGAAAAGAGAUAGAAUUAAAAAUUCAAUCAAUCAAUCAUGAAUUCCAUUUUCAGUUCUUUUGAUGCAGCUUGUUUCGAGUUCUUACACCAAAAGAUCAGUUUUUCACCAUCAUCUAUGGAGACUAAGAAGAAUACGACAGCAGUGGAUAACAAAGUAAGCUCAACAACACCGGAGAAGCAGCAGGUUCAGAAAAAACAAGAAGAAGAGAAAAAGAAAACAACAACAAGAAGAUUUGAUCUGGAGUUGGAUGGAUUGAACUGCUUUGAAACCAUUGUUUCUAAUUAAAAACAAAACACUUUUUCCUUUUUUGGUUCAUGAGUUGUUAUCAAAUUCUGAUGUAAAAAUUAAAAUUCUUUGAAUAUACUUUGUGAUUCAUUCUCUGUAGCUUUAUUUCCUCAGAUCAUAUUUUUAAAAAGCGUAUGUUUUCGUAAUUUUUGUAAUCCAAAAACAUUACACAUGUUCAAUUUUGGCACUAAAAAAUCCUCCUCCUGGUGGAGAACAGGAACAGCCCCAAAAGGGAGCUUAUGAUGAAUCUCCACCAGGUGAGGCGAAUGCCAUUAUGCCAGCUUAGGGGUGUUGACUUUUCUAACCUUUUGACUGCUCAGACUCGGAGAUAGGGAGAGUGAAAUUGAGGUUGAGGUGAAGAAAAUAAAUAUAAAUGCUUUAGAAUGACGAAACUAAUGAUGCUUCUAAAUGCUUCAUUAGGAGGAGUUCCUCUCCCUCAUCACCGAAAUCCCCUUCUCAGAUUCUCAAACAAAUUUUCUUUGUUAUCAUCUUCUAAACUCCUUCAUAGGAGAUUCUGCACUAAAAUGACUACCCCAACUACAACAUCUCUUACCCAAACUAUCCAUUUAAAUGAUAAAGAAAGAACUCCUGUUGAGAUUAUUGCAGCUCCUGGUUUAUCUAAUCAUGAUUUCAGGAUGGCAAUUGAAUCGUCUUUGUUUAUAAAAUGGUUGGAGAAUAUGCAAUGUGAAACUGGGAUUUUAACUUAUGGAGAUAUGUCUUUGAAAAGAGUUUUAGUUCAGGGAGUGGAUAUGUUUGGGAAACGCAUUGGUUUCAUCAAGUUCAAAGCGGAUGUUAUACACGAUGAAACCGGAAAUCAGGUUCCAGGUAUUGUAUUCGCAAGGGGUCCAGCUGUUGCCGUGCUGAUCCUCUUAGAAUCUGGAAAUGAGACUUAUGUCGUGCUUACAGAGCAGGUUAGAGUUCCUGUUGGGAGGCUUAUAUUAGAGUUACCAGCCGGAAUGCUGGAUGAUGACAAUGGUGAUGUGAUAGGCACAGCAGUUCGUGAGGUUGAAGAGGAGACUGGUAUAAAACUUAAAAUGUCAGACAUGGUUAAUCUCACAGCGUUCCUCGAACCAGCAACAGGUGGCAAAGUAUUUCCAUCACCAGGUGGAUGUGACGAGGAACUGAGUCUAUUCAUGUACAAAGGUGAAGUGGAUAAGGAAGUUAUUGCAGCACUACAGGGUAAAGAAACAGGUCUUCGAGAUCGCGGGGAACUGAUUAAGGUACGCGUUGUUCCUUAUGAUAAAUUGUGGCGCGUCGCCGCCGAUAUGAAGGUUCUGUUGGCAGUCGCCCUUUAUGAAAUGGCCAAGAGAGAUGGGCUUCUGCCCUUGAAGUGAAGUACGGUUGUUGGUCUUUUCUAAACUUAGAAACCCAUUUGAGUAGAAAAUCUGGUUUUGUCAAUCACAGAAAAGGAAGAAUAUGUGAUUUUGUUCCAGACCCUUUAUUGUUUAACAAUAUCUAUCUUGUAAAGAAUGAUAAAUUUUUCUGUUUGUUGCCUUCGGUUUUUCACAUUUGCAUU
Messenger RNA from Papaver somniferum (opium poppy), 2072 nucleotides. Its product is annotated as nudix hydrolase 14, chloroplastic-like. Lineage: Eukaryota; Viridiplantae; Streptophyta; Magnoliopsida; Ranunculales; Papaveraceae. Gene Ontology annotation, biological process: nucleoside phosphate metabolic process; ribose phosphate metabolic process. The record is from RefSeq and is a predicted model, not a curated record. The transcript has 7 exons. Bases 940 to 1890 code for a protein of 316 amino acids. Gene Ontology annotation, molecular function: ADP-ribose pyrophosphatase activity; ADP-glucose pyrophosphatase activity.